Messenger RNA from Candida tropicalis MYA-3404, 1551 nucleotides. RefSeq lists its product as uncharacterized. Lineage: Eukaryota; Fungi; Ascomycota; Pichiomycetes; Serinales; Debaryomycetaceae. The record is from RefSeq and is a predicted model, not a curated record. The coding region runs from base 1 to 1551 and encodes 516 amino acids. The transcript has a single exon.
AUGAAAAAUGAAAAAAAAAAAUUUCAACCUUUGAAUGAACUAUCAUCAACCGACAGUCAGACCAUGUUUGGAUUAAGACUCCCAAGGAAAUCACCUACUGGUGUGCUCAUCCUGUUGAGACCAUCAUCAGUAUCCAAUCUAUCUAUUCAAAGAUCAAUAUCGUUGCUUACAAAACAACCAGCAACCAUUCAUGCCCCGCGUUCUUUAAGAUUAACAAGAUCAAUGAUGAAAGUAACUUAUUUGAAGACAUCAAAUUUAGGAACAGCUAAAUAUAUCAUUCAAGCAUUAACAGGUAUUUAUUGUGGUAUUGUUAUAGUAUCAUUAUUGCUGUUUUAUAUAUUGUAUCAAGAUGCAAAUGAUCGUCAAUUUAUACCAUUUUGGGAUACUUCAAUCGAUGAUAAAUUGAAUUCAGUUUUGGCCAUUAAUAAAGAUGAAGUAUGUGAAUCUCCAAGACAUGCAACUAAGCACUAUCGUAGAUUAUUAAUUGAAUUAGCUAAACAAGAAUAUCCAGAUUUGAACGAAGAUCAAUUUGAUAAUAGAUUUAAUGUUCCUAUUUUAAGUAAAGACUUUUUAAUUCAAGAGAAGACGCCUAAAUUUAUUAAUUUUUAUAUUGAUAUGAUUUUAAGGUAUUGCAAAUGCUUAUUAAGUAAAGGAGAAGUUGAAGUUUCUAUUGGUUUAUUAUCAAAAAUUGUCAAUGACGAUUUUUUAUUUUAUAAAGUUGGUGAUGCUGAAAAAUUAUCUUCAAGUAGUAGAAUCUUGGCCAAGAUUACUAAUGAUCCAGAACAAUCUAUUCCGAUAUUAACCAGAACCAUUGAUAUGUUGGUUCAAAACCAUCCAAAUUCCAUGAAAAUUGAUGAUAAUUAUAUCUUGGAUGCAAAUUCAAAAAUAUCUGAUGAAUUGAUUAAUUGUUUAAAUGAUUUAGCUUCAAAUUUUGCAAAAUUAUCUAAAUCUAAAAGAAUAUCCAAGAAACAAAAAUCCGAUUUAUUAAGUAAAUCUUUACAAAUUUAUUUAUCAGAAUUAAGAUCAUUACAGGAUAUUAAUAAAUCAAUUGAAUUGGGCAAAGCCAAUCAAGCUAGUUAUCCAUUGUUUAAUUGUGAACGAGCAAAUCUCACCACUAUGAUAAACACCAUUAAAGCUCAUAUUAGUGAAGUCAUGUGGGCUAAAGGAUAUAAAGACAAUGCUAUUGAUUGGUCAGAGCAAAUAUUGAAUGAUUUGUAUAUGGAUAGAUAUUCCGAUGCAAGAAUUGGUCCUAUAUUACUAAACGUGUUGAAUAAUUUAGAGCUCAUGUAUGGUAAUAUGAAACAGCCGCAAGAAAUUGAAAGAAUCAAACAAUUGAAACAUGAUGUUAGAAUAUAUGAUAUUCGUAAUAAAUUUGAAAACAUUUCAUGGUAUGAUAAAACUAUUAAAAAAAUGAGUAAAGUGAUCUAUGCAAAGACUCCAUUGGGAUUAAUUGAAAGAUCUCUCAAAGGUAGAUUUGAUCCAAAUCAAAGAAUACAAAAUUUGGAAGAAUUUGAAGAUGAAGAUGAUGAAAGUAUAUUUGCCAUUAAAUAG